CGGGCGGCCCGGCCGUGGUGGGCCUCAGCGGCCGAAGUGCUCUCUCCUCAGUCCGCAUGGACGGCCUGGUGCUGUGCGGAUGGCGACGGAGGAGGGAGGAGGAGCUGCCGGCCCCGGGCGACGCGAAACGUGCCUGCAGGAGGCUGGAAGCCAGUGGCCAUGAGCACAGCAGCCGCGCAGUGUGUGUGUGCACCCCGAGGCCCUGGAACACAGAGGACCAGGUGCCUCGGCCUCCAAGCUGCCCCGCUGCACCGGGGCCAGACGGCGGCCUGGAGAAGCCAAGCCCAGUGAUUUCUCCGAACGGUGGAAGGAGCGCAGCCCAGCCUUGCCCAAGGUGUAUUGCGGGAGAAUCUGGACAUUUUAACCACACUGGCAAUCAUUAGAAGAUGCACAGCAGAGGCACGGGUCCAGUCCGGUGUGGAGUCCUCCAGAGAACAGACGUGUAAAUCCCUCCCAGCUGGGCCUCCUCUCCCUUGGCCGGCUGGGAUGUGAUCUCCUUUGUGUAAUGCCUCACUCUGUGCACAGAGCCAGGGGCAUCUGUGCCACUGCCACUAAUGAGCCUCCCAUCUGACAAGGAUGUGCCCACAAGGAGGAAGGGAUGCCACCCACAUGCAGUGCUGCUCUUGUACUGCUGAUCAUUCUCUACUGAAUCCAGGGAUGCUUGCAAGCUUUUUAAUUAAAAUAAUUAUUUUUAUAUUCCAAA
Molecule: messenger RNA, 703 nt
Organism: Jaculus jaculus (lesser Egyptian jerboa)
Lineage: Eukaryota; Metazoa; Chordata; Mammalia; Rodentia; Dipodidae
Gene: C1H10orf143
Product: chromosome 1 C10orf143 homolog
Exons: 4
Coding region: 57-383 (108 amino acids)
Source: RefSeq, a predicted model, not a curated record